Messenger RNA from Aureobasidium melanogenum CBS 110374, 852 nucleotides. RefSeq lists its product as uncharacterized. The coding region runs from base 1 to 852 and encodes 283 amino acids. Lineage: Eukaryota; Fungi; Ascomycota; Dothideomycetes; Dothideales; Saccotheciaceae. The transcript has 2 exons. The record is from RefSeq and is a predicted model, not a curated record.
AUGCCUCCAGACCUGAAUUCACUCCCUCCAUCACCAACCCUAAGACACACAUCAGACAAUAUGACAACAGCCACUACCGAGAACCACCCAUCACCGCACUCACCCUCGCUGUCGUCGCUGCAAGCCGCUGCAGCCAUCAAUGCCGGCAUGCGCAACUCCAACUCUCCACGCGCCAGCGCCACCCAACGCAGACGGUCCAGUCUCAUGACAAAUUUGCAUUUGAAUGAUGCCCAAAUGCCUGGUCCUGGAGAGAUGCAAGAUCCGAGCCACCAUCAUCGUGCCCCCAGCUUGGGCCAGAUACAUCAAGAGCUGGAGAACGAGCAAGAACAUCAAGUCAAUAGACUGCUGCACAUGAUCCGCCAGCAGCAAGACCAAAUCGAUGAGCUGCACGCAGAUCAUCCCAAUACUGCUUCUGCAAAUGCAAACGACUCCGACACCAGGCCACGCACACUAUCGAGCUCGAGCAGGCAGCAACCACUGCCCCAACGUCCAGUAUCCUUAUCGCGACAUUCAUCUCAGGCCGUCUCUGUCACCAGCGCUCCCCGAAGCAGUAGCAGAUCUCCCGCUCUUCGUCCCGUUGCUUCUCCAUACGACCCUCAACGUGAAGAUUGGCUGCUCGGCGCAAACCGUGACGAAAGUGCUUUCUACCAGGCCGAGACCCAGAUGUUGACCCGCGAGAAUCAGAUGCUCAAGGCUCGCAUCCGUGAACUCGAGCGUCAACUUGCACAUCCUGAUUCAUCGCCUACUCAUCAUCAACCACCUACACCUCACAGUCCUGCCGUCAUAUCCCCUUUGACAAGUCCACCUGUCAUCCCUGAGCCUACUCGCCGACCUCAGCAAGACUCGUCAUGA